Molecule: messenger RNA, 591 nt
Organism: Cucurbita pepo subsp. pepo (vegetable marrow)
Lineage: Eukaryota; Viridiplantae; Streptophyta; Magnoliopsida; Cucurbitales; Cucurbitaceae
Product: chaperone
Source: RefSeq, a predicted model, not a curated record
CGGAUAUCGAUGCUCACUGAAGAUGAAAUCAAUCCAAUGGAAAACGUAACAGCGAGCGAAUUGGCCGGCUUCGCUGUGGGGGCUCUGCUCGUUUGUGCCACCAUUUCUGCCCCUCGAAUAGAUGCCUUCAUCUCUUCGUCUCAGCGCAGAUCGUUGGGCAUGUGCAAGAGAUGUGGUGACCUGAGGAUGAUAGCAUGUUCAAGAUGUAAAGGAGUUGGAUCAACCAAAUCAGGUGGAGUAUUUGCUGAGCUUUACGAAUCAUUUGGCAAAGACGAACCUAAUGCGCCCUCUAUCCCGUGCACGAGGUGCAAUGCUAAAGGUCGCUUCCCAUGUCCAGAUUGCUGCUCUCAAAUGCCAUGAACUUCACUCUCAUAUAAUGCUCCCAUUAUGUCACAAUUUCACUCAUCAUUUUCUCUCCUCUGCUUUCUUUUCCCCUUCUUUUUACUAGUUUUGAUGCAUCAAUGGUAAUCAAGAUUUCUACUUUAAAACACAUUUGUGAAAAACACUUCCCUUUCAUGCUUUUGUAAAGGUUAGCAUGAUACAAGAAUGGUAUUAUUUGGGAAAUUUUAUUUCGUUUCCUUUUCGACGAAA